This is a messenger RNA of Austrofundulus limnaeus, 4377 nucleotides long. Its product is annotated as zgc:136908. Gene Ontology annotation, cellular component: cytosol; nucleus; VCP-NPL4-UFD1 AAA ATPase complex. Gene Ontology annotation, biological process: autophagosome maturation; mitotic spindle disassembly; retrograde protein transport, ER to cytosol. Lineage: Eukaryota; Metazoa; Chordata; Actinopteri; Cyprinodontiformes; Rivulidae. The record is from RefSeq and is a predicted model, not a curated record. The transcript is spliced from 18 exons. Gene Ontology annotation, molecular function: ATP hydrolysis activity; ATP binding; polyubiquitin modification-dependent protein binding. The coding region runs from base 143 to 2572 and encodes 809 amino acids.
GGGCUCUGAAGACUGAAGACUCACCGAAGACGAUCAGCUCACACAGAACCUGUAAGCUUUGAGCUCAGCUCUUGAAUAAACUGGAAACUACACAAAGAAGGCGAGACAUUUAGGAGCUCCAAGGUGAAAAAGGCAAGGAAACAUGCCAGGCUCAGGAGGAGCAGACUCGAAGGGAGAAGAUUUCUCCACCGCCAUCCUGAAGCAGAAACACAGACCCAACAGACUGAUUGUGGAUGAAGCCCUCAAUGAAGACAGCAGCAUUGUCAGCCUGUCACAGAAUAAAACAGAGGAGCUGCAGCUGUUCCGCGGAGACACCGUGGUGUUAAAGGGCCGAAAACGCAGGCAAACAGUGUGCAUCAUCCUGACCGACGAGACCUGUGGAGAUGAGAGGAUUCGGAUAAACCGAGUGACGCGCAACAACCUGCGUGUUCGACUCGGCGAUGUCAUCAGCAUCCAUGCCUGCCCGGAUAUCAAGUACGGAAAAAAGAUCCACAUCCUCCCCAUUGAAGACACCAUCGAGGGUCUGACAGGGAACAUCUUUGAGGUUUUCCUCAAGCCAUACUUCCWAGAGGCUUACCGGCCCAUACACAAAGGGGACAUCUUUUUGGUGAGGGGGAGCAUGAGGGCUGUGGAGUUCAAGGUUGUAGAGACGGACCCCAGUCCUCACUGUAUCGUGGCCCCAGACACUGUCAUCUACUGUGAAGGACAGCCAAUCAAAAGAGAGGAUGAAGAGGAGAGUCUGAAUGACAUUGGCUACGAUGACAUCGGAGGCUGUCGAAAGCAACUGGCACAGAUCAAAGAGAUGGUGGAGCUUCCUCUCAGACACCCAGGACUCUUCAAGGCGAUAGGAGUUAAGCCCCCCAGAGGUAUCCUGCUUUACGGCCCUGCAGGCACAGGGAAGACCCUGGUGGCCCGAGCUGUAGCCAAUGAAACGGGGGCUUUCUUCUUCCUCAUUAAUGGUCCAGAGAUCAUGAGCAAACUGGCAGGAGAGUCAGAAAGUAACCUAAGAAAGGCAUUUGAGGAAGCAGAGAACAAUGCUCCGGCUAUCAUCUUCAUUGAUGAGUUGGAUGCUAUUGCUCCCAAGAGAGAAAAGACUCACGGGGAAGUGGAGAGGCGUAUUGUGUCACAGCUUCUGACCCUGAUGGAUGGCUUGAAGCAGAGAGCUCAUGUGGUUGUCAUGGCCGCAACAAACCGACCAAACAGCAUUGAUCCCGCUCUCAGGCGAUUCGGCAGGUUUGAUCGUGAGAUUGACAUUGGAAUCCCAGAUUCAACCGGAAGAUUGGAGAUCCUGCAGAUCCACACCAAAAACAUGAAACUGGCUGAUGAUGUCGACCUGGAGAAGAUUGCUACAGAAACCCAUGGACAUGUGGGCGCCGACGUUGCUGCUCUGUGCUCAGAAGCUGCUCUGCAGGCCAUCAGAAAGAAGAUGACGCUCAUCGAUCUGGAGGAYGAAACCAUCGAUGCCGACCUGCUGAACUCACUGGCUGUCACCAUGGAYGACUUCCAGUGGGCGCUGAGCCAAAGCAACCCAUCAGCUCUGAGAGAGACGGUGGCAGAGGUGCCUCAGGUCAACUGGGAGGACAUCGGAGGACUGAACGAGGUCAAGAGAGAACUUCAAGAGCUCGUUCAGUACCCUGUGGAGUAUCCUGACAAGUUCCUGAAAUUUGGAAUGACCCCAUCUCGUGGGGUUUUGUUCUAUGRACCCCCAGGCUGUGGAAAAACGCUUUUGGCAAAGGCCAUCGCCAAUGAGUGUCAGGCAAACUUCGUCUCCAUCAAAGGCCCCGAGAUGCUCACCAUGUGGUUUGGAGAAUCUGAGGCCAAUGUCAGAGACGUGUUUGAUAAGGCAAGACAGGCAGCCCCCUGCAUCUUGUUCUUCGAUGAAUUAGACUCCAUUGCUAAAUCCAGAGGCGGAGGAGCAGGAGAUGCAGGUGGUGCAGCUGACAGAGUCAUCAAUCAGAUUCUAACAGAGAUGGAUGGCAUGUCCGACAAAAAGAACGUUUUCAUCAUUGGUGCAACAAACAGACCAGACAUCAUAGACCCAGCCAUCCUGCGACCGGGUCGACUGGACCAGCUCAUUUACAUCCCGCUUCCGGACAAACCGUCUCGCACAGCAAUUCUGAAAGCCAACCUACGUAAAUCACCUGUUGCAAAAGAUGUGGAUUUGGAAUUCCUGUCUGGGAUCACAGAAGGGUUCUCCGGAGCAGACCUGACGGAGAUCUGCCAGCGGGCCUGUAAACUGGCCAUCAGGGAGGCCAUUGAGGCUGAGAUCAAGGCAGAGCGCCAGAGACAGACAAGACCAGGCAUCCCUAUGGAUGAGGACUUUGAUCCAGUCCCUGAGAUCAGGAAGGACCACUUUGAGGAAGCAAUGCGGUUUGCUCGUCGUUCCGUCAGUGACAACGAUAUUCGCAAGUAUGAGAUGUUUGCUCAGACUCUGCAGCAGAGCCGAGGAUUUGGAAAUUUUAGGUUCCCCUCUGCUACUGGUACCCGCUCUGAAAGUCAUGGGUCAGGUUCUGGUUCUGGAACAGAGAGGCCCAGUCUGUACAGAGAGGAAGKGGACGAUGAUCUCUACUAGUAAUCUAUGGCCUCACAGUCUUUAAAGGAAUAUAUCACCCACCACCUUUCAUGCUGAAGUUUUUAACUCAAAACAUCAUCUAGUAAAAAGCAGCAGAGUUAUGGUCAUUUUGGUCAAACUGUGUAAAAAACAUUUUGUAUAAUCUAAUAUAAGAACCUUUAGAUUACUGAUGUCUUCUAACGGCAUUCAGCUACAAGGACACUGAAUUUUAGCUCAUACCUUUUCAACUGACUAUGUCAUUAACAUUUUUGCGUUUACUAAUGCCAUUUAGUUGUGGUGGCCAUUUUUAUUAGUUACAUGUUUAGUUUCAUUAAAAUCCAACCAGUUCAUGAGAUAUUUUGUUAACAGACAUGAUUGACGUCAACAAUUAUUGCCAAAGUUUUAAGCAAACAUGCUGUCUGUGUAGUACUCAGCGUAUGUGUUGUGAAUGAUUCUCACUUACWACCAUACCACAUUCAAGAUUGAUGGUUGUAAAACUGACUAAAUUAUAGCCAUUUUAAUGUUUCAUAAAGUCAUUUUUGUGUGGGAGUCAUCUUGAAUUGGGUUAACUUUGAAAGAUAAUAAAGGCACAUCUACAUUCUACAUUUCAUUGUGAUGCAAAUUAUAAUGACAAUAAAGUCUAUUCUAUUCUAUUCUAUUCUAUUCUAUUCUAUUCUAUUCUAUUCUAUUCUAUUCUAUUCUAUUCUACUUGUUUCCUGAAAGGUUCACUAAAAUCCAUCUUGUGCUUCAUGAAAUAUUUUGCUAAUAUACAUAAAGUUGACAAAGUUUUUAAAACAAACCUUGCUCAAUCAGUUAUCACUUGGAAUAUAAAUUGGGGAUGAAGCUCAGCUACUACCACACCAAAAUCUAGAUGUGUACAACUGAUAGAAUUUUAGCCAGUUUUUGGAUUUUAAAAUGUUGCUUUUAAAGGUGGCUCGCCAUCUACAAUGGGAUUGAUUCCAUUCCAAAAGGUAACCUGCCGUAUAYACACAUCCACUGAUUACCUUUAUUAAUUUUUGAGUUUCAAUAAAAUUUACCCAGGGUUUUAUCAGCGAUUAAUCUAACACAACAGACAAACACAAAUAAACAUGGACAAAAGCAUCUGUUUGUCUCCUCACUUUUGGCGUCAAUCUGAAACCAGGUCGAAUGAAAACUCUGUUAGAUGGUGAAAGUGUUUGAUAAAAAUGAAUGUGAAUUAAAAAGAAAGCUGUAAUUUUCCCUUUGCUUCCUGAAAGCCCUGCUGACCUCUGAUUAGAGGACAGUUUAUUAUCAGUAAGGAAAUGUUUUUGCAUCACAUUUCUUAUUUAUGCUGCAGAAUGUCUUGAAGUACAACUUUGAAAUGAAAUGUUAUAGAAGUGUUGAUGAGUUGAUUUAAUUUAGCUGCUAGUUUUGGUAUCUGUGAAUUACUUCACUGUUGUAACUUAUCAGGACACUUUAUGAAACUUGUAUGUAACAAAAAUACAUUUCUGCUUUAUUAUAAACAGUGUCAUUCAAAGUUUCGAUACUUCUACGCAAAACCUCUUACACAAAAUACAAAUUAAACUAGAAAAGGAAUUUGAAAACUCAUUUUCCAUUUUCCCAUUUUUUAAAUAAUGUGUUGUAUUUACUGCCAACCAGUGUGCAACAUGUUAAAAUGUUUAUCGUUGAAUAUUAUUGUUUUACUUAUUAAAGUUUUGUUCAUUUAUAAUUUCUCAAGAUGUCUGGUAGCAGCGAUAUGACUUAUUUCACUGCCAAAGACCAUUUAGCUUCAGCUUUGUUCAGAUGUUUGAAAAUUAGCUUUUUUUGUUGUUGAUUUUAGAUUAUUGUCAUUUAGAUGUUUGUUGAUA